GGCCGAGGAGGAGCUGCGGGGCGCAACCCUCCGUGCCAGCAUGGACCCGCCCCGCCGUAUUCGCAAGCCCCAAACCCCGAAGAGGCGCGUCUCCAGCCCUGUCCCCGGCCCCUCCCGGCCGAGCAUCUCCUUAGGCGCUUCCUCCCGCCCGCGUGGCCGCCGGAGAUCCCAGGUUCUGAAGGAGAUCCGAAAGCUUCAGAAGAGCACACACCUGUUGUUACGGAAGAGUCCCUUCAGCCGCCUGGCAAGAGAAAUCUGUGUCAGAUUCACUCAUGGUGUGGACUUCAGUUGGCAAGCCCAAGCCCUGUUGGCCCUACAAGAGGCGGCAGAAGCAUUUCUAGUCCAUCUCUUUGAGGACGCCUAUCUCCUCUCCUUACAUGCUGGCCGAGUUACUCUCUACCCAAAGGAUGUGCAGCUCGCCAGGAGGAUCCGAGGCAUCCAGGAAGGGCUCGGCUGAGCUCCUGCCACCCAGCUUGGUGAGCCUUUCCUGCUCACCAGAGGUGAUACCAGGGACUCCGUCCCGAGGAACAGAUCCAUGGAGUAUGAGGUGCAGCCUGUACUCGCUGUCUCUGAGCAGAGUGGACACAUUAUUUUUGUAAUUUCUUUUUUAAGAAGGAGAAGACUGCAUGGCUUCCUCUGUAACAGAGGUAAUAUGUGAGAAAAUCAACACAUUUCCAAAGGUCUGAGAAUUAUUUUCAGCUAACUAGACUCCAGGGUUUGCAAAUUAUUCAAAGGACUAUUUAAUGACUUUGAAGACAUCAGAUUUUCUGGGUUAUGGGAGAAAAGGAUAUUUAGUAAUUAUUUUAGAUCUUCUGUACCAUUUAACAUUUUUACCAUAUGUAUAUUUACUUUUUUAAAAAAUAUAAGGAGAAAAAGAAGACCACUUCAGCCAGCUGCAUGGAGGAACUUGGCACGUUGAACAUAUAAAUCUCUGUCUUUCAGAUUAAGCUCAGCUUUAGUGGCUGCAGCAAGUUCCUGUGUGGACUGUGCCUGUCAACAAAUGUAUAGCUUUUCUAAAACUCAAUUGGGGUUAAAAUUAUUUAAAUCUUUAAGUUUUGAUGUUCUAGUUUCUUGUAACAAAUUCCUAUAAAAAUCACUCAGAAAUUCUAACUUGUAGAAUUUCUCUUAUUUGUAAACCACAGAAGAUAUAUCAUAACUUAUAUGUUAGAAUUUUUCAUUCCAGGAUUUUAAAGUGCCUUUCCAGUGUCUUUAUAGGUAUUUUUAUAACUUCUUUGUAAAGAGAUAAUAAAAAUUAAAAUAAUUCUUUAAUGAAAAAAUUUUAAGGGAAGUUACUGUUUUAGCAUACAGAGGUUAUACUGUAUUUUUGGUUUGCUAACAUUGAGUUCUUCAUUUGUACACUGUGUGCAAACAGCCAACGUUGAAACAAGAUUGAAGGGAUGUGUUUUUGCCUCCAGUUGAGUAGAGAAUGAGCAGAUGAAAACCUUGCCCUUACCAUUGUAACUGAAAGCAGUUUAAGAGAUUUCCAGAGAAGUGGGAAGUCCUACCCAAAGAUUUUUUUAUUUUAUGUUUGGUGAAAAUGAUUAGUAAGGGGGAGAUCACUAAUAAUGCUGUGUUGGUCAACUGAAUUCAGAGAAACAUUAAAAAGAAGGACCAAGCUCUAUUGUUAAUAAAUUUUAACCCUUUGGAAAAA
This is a messenger RNA of Manis pentadactyla (Chinese pangolin), 1651 nucleotides long. RefSeq names its product centromere protein A (gene CENPA). The transcript has 5 exons. Gene Ontology annotation, cellular component: nucleosome. Gene Ontology annotation, molecular function: DNA binding; protein heterodimerization activity; structural constituent of chromatin. The record is from RefSeq and is a predicted model, not a curated record. The coding region runs from base 41 to 457 and encodes 138 amino acids. NCBI's taxonomy places the organism in Eukaryota, Metazoa, Chordata, Mammalia, Pholidota, Manidae.